Thyridium curvatum is the source of this 1929-nucleotide messenger RNA. RefSeq lists its product as uncharacterized. NCBI's taxonomy places the organism in Eukaryota, Fungi, Ascomycota, Sordariomycetes, Thyridiales, Thyridiaceae. Bases 1 to 1929 code for a protein of 642 amino acids. The record is from RefSeq and is a predicted model, not a curated record. Gene Ontology annotation, biological process: lipid oxidation. Gene Ontology annotation, molecular function: metal ion binding; oxidoreductase activity, acting on single donors with incorporation of molecular oxygen, incorporation of two atoms of oxygen. The transcript is spliced from 4 exons.
AUGUAUCUGAAGUGCGGGUCGCUGUUGGGGCUGCUUGCUCAGGGCCUUUACGUUUCUGCGGCAGUUCUCCCGGCGCAAGAGAAAGUCAAACGCGACAAUGAGACCAUCACCAACACCAUUCUCAGUGCCCUAUUGGCCAGCUUCUCCAGCCACGUCCCUUCUGCCUCCGAAAAUGGUAUCAAGCUUCUCGGGCAGCUACUAAGCUCCUUGAACGGGACGUACACGCUCCCUAAGACCUCCCGGGAUCCGUCUGUAAGGGAAGCCAGCCUCAACCUCGUGCGUGAGAACUUCUUGUAUGGUGCCCCUGUAGCAGGUGGGCCUGCCUAUCCCUCGGGUGAGCUUGGUGUUGCCAAGAACGUGGAGGACAUUGCGGAUAUCAUGGUCGAUCUCACGCCCGAACUUGCAUUGACCUCGACGGACGGCGUGAAGGCUGAGAAAGACAUCGCCAAGAUUUACAAUGGUGAAUGGUCAGGCGUGAUGCCUCGAGGACCCGACGCUGGCGCCAUGACAAACUACACUCAGGACUUGUUCUUCUCGAUGCAGCGUCUGUCAAACAGCCCUUACUCGGUUCGAAGGCUCCGCAAGGAUGAAAAGCUCCCAUUCACAAUUGACGACAGCACCUCCAAGGCGAUUUCUGGUAUGAGUCUCAAUCAGCUGCACGACGAGGGUCGGCUCUUCUACUCGGACCACCGUGACCAGGCGAAGUUGAAGUCGACGGGCCGCUUCGCAGCAGCCUGCGAUGCAUACUUCUACAUCAGUGCCGCUUCGGGCGACUUCCUCCCCCUGGCUAUCCGAACCAACACUGGCGCCAACUUGAUCUACACGCCUGCAGAUAGCCCGAAUGACUGGCUUCUAGCUAAGAUCAUGUACAACGUCAACGACUUUUGGUUCGCGCAAUGGAACCAUCUGGCAGCCACCCACGAGGUCGUGCAGAUUGUCUGGAUGGCGGCGAUCCGUUCGCUGAGCCGAGAGCAUCCUGUCUAUGCGAUCCUUGACCGACUCACAUAUGAGCUCUUCUCCAUCCAGGUUCUCGCAGAGGUAGGCAGCGUGUCUUUUGUCUUGUUUGAAAAGACAACCCAUCUGACAGUCCUUAAGACCAUUCUCUUCGCCCCGGGCGGCGCUGUUGACCAGCUCUUUGCAUACACGGGUCAGUCCGCCCAGAAUUUCACCACCGACCGAUACCUGCACAAGGGUGCGGGCCGGUUUCGAGCAAAUUACUUCAAGACCGACCUUCGAUCGCGUGGUCUUCUCGGCGUAUCUUGCAACGGGCCUUCCCUGAAGCACUUUCCGUUCUACGAGGAUGCCAAGGUUAUCAGCGAUGCUACCCGCGUCUUCCUUACCUCUUUCGUCCAGUCGUACUACUCUUCAGACAGCGAGGUAGCUGGUGAUGCAGAGAUCCAAGCCUGGGCUGCCCAGUGCAAUGGAGAUGCCAAGUGCAUGGACUUCCCCGCGGAGAUCACCACUACUAAGACGCUUGUCGACAUCCUCGUGCAUAUCGCUCAUCUAGGUUCCUCCGCACACCACAGCGUCAACACCAACCAACUCCUCGAGAUCUCGAGCACAUUGCCCUUUAGCACUCCUUCGCUCUACGCAGCUCCGCCAACUGCCAAGAGCGCAGACACGAACCCCGCCCAUUUCCUGCCAACUUUUGACAAGGUGGUGACGCAGCUCAUCAUGGCAUCUCUUUUCGCGCGCCCUCUGCUCGCCGGCUCCAACCGGACCAUCAUCCACAUGUUCAACGACCCGAAGAUGCUGAGCCAGAUGAACCCGCAGACGCAAGAGGCCAACGCAGUCUUUAUGAAGGCUAUGCGGGACUUCAGUGCGCAGGUGCAGGCUCGCACUUUUGAUGCUGACGGGCUCAGCCAGGGUAUGCCGUUUGUGUGGAAUGCUUUGGACCCCAAUGUGGCUCCUUACAGCUUGACCGUGUAA